CGGCGCGCGGCCCCGGCUACGGGCUGCUCUCCAUCCGCGUGGACGGCAACGACGUCUUCGCCGUUUACAACGCGACGCGCGAGGCGCGGAGACGCGCGGUGGCCGAGAACCAGCCCUUCCUCAUCGAGGCCAUGACCUAUCGGAUCGGCCACCACAGCACCAGCGACGACAGCUCGGCGUACCGCUCGGUGGACGAGGUGAAUUACUGGGACAAGCAGGAUCACCCCAUCUCCCGCCUGCGCCUCUACCUGGGCAGGAGGGGCUGGUGGGACGAGCAGCAGGAGCAGAGCUGGAGGAAAACUUCCAGAAAAAUGGUGCUGGAGGCGUUCGAGCAGGCCGAGAGGGAGCCCAAGCCCCCUCCCCACCUCCUCUUCUCCGACGUUUACCUGGAGAUGCCCCCGAGGCUGCAGCGGCAGCGCCGGGAGCUGCAGCGGCACCUGGAGACCUACGGGGAGCAUUAUCCCCUCCAGCAGUUCCAGAAAUCCUGAAAUUCCCUGAAUUUACCCCAAAAAAAUCCCAAAAAAUUACCCCA
This is a messenger RNA of Catharus ustulatus (Swainson's thrush), 532 nucleotides long. RefSeq names its product branched chain keto acid dehydrogenase E1 subunit alpha (gene BCKDHA). The transcript has 3 exons. The record is from RefSeq and is a predicted model, not a curated record. Gene Ontology annotation, molecular function: oxidoreductase activity, acting on the aldehyde or oxo group of donors, disulfide as acceptor. NCBI's taxonomy places the organism in Eukaryota, Metazoa, Chordata, Aves, Passeriformes, Turdidae. Gene Ontology annotation, biological process: branched-chain amino acid catabolic process. The annotation marks the transcript as partial.